AUGAGGAACAUGUCCUUCCAGCACACCAAAUCCCUCGUUGUCAGCUCAUUUAACCGCGUCAGGAAGUCAAGAAAUACCAUCCCCGUGCUUAAAGGAACAUUAUCAUAUUUGCUUUUCUUUAUCCUGUUCUUCCUGAAACCCUUUCAGCGCUUAUUUCCAAACCCGAUAACGGGAAGCAGUGCCGUAUUGAUAACCAUUGUUGGCUUUCCCGGAUGGUCAGUUGACGCAUGCUUAGACACGCUCUUCCUUGGUAUGCUCGGGGCCGGAAUAGGAGGGGUCAAUUACCUUAUCCUAGGCCAACUGGCUCCCUAUCCCGUUGCCCAAGCGGUCGUGUUUUUUCCAAUUCUUUACAUUUUCGCUAUCAUCAAGACGAAGAAUCCCAAAUAUCUCGUCUUGUCAUUGAUUUGCAUUUCCAUGAGUUGGAAUGGUGUCUACAACUCCACCUCAAGCCCCAAUCGACAAUAUUCACCCGAAUUGUUAGAAAGCUACCUCCAAACUUAUGCCUGGGCUGCUGCGAUAGUCGUUUUCGUUAACGUUUUCGUACUCCCUCAUUCAAGUGAAGCAGAACUUCGGACAACCCUUGUUCACUCCAUCGACCAUAUCCGAACGCUGGCCUUCCUAAUUAAAAAGACGUAUUGGUGCACAAUCACCGAUGAAGAAUCCAAGGUUCGGGAUAACUUGGUUCAAUCAAUCCGGGCGGAUUUUCACAUCUUGCAAGCCAAACUAAAUCGGACGUUCCUACGGAUCACAUAUUCGAAAUGGUCAGGGGACGAUUACAAGAAAAUGGUACAGCUCACCAAAUCGAUGCAACAAUCUUUGAUCUCGACUCAUUCCAACUUGAACAAUAUGAAGCAAUCUGAAGCCAAGAUUUUUAUCGAUCAAGUCAUGGCAACAGGAUACGUAAAUUCGGACCUGCUACGGAAGUAUGUCUAUGUGGGCCUCACAGAAGUCCAGAGAGAGCUAGCUUUAGGAUCCGAAUCAGCCCCAUUUGCGCUUAAGGAGAUGGAGUUGCUGAAAGAUAUUAGCAUUGAACGCCUUUCAAAAAGUGAACCACAACCGUCCGCCUAUUCCAGGCCUCGAGUUUACACAAUAGGUCACGCCAUCGGAAGAAAUCCAGCAGCUCAAGCAGCUUCCGCCGAACUGACGGAUAUGCAAAACCAAAUUGCGCUCGAGAUAUCGGAACCUCAAGCAACUGCUGCGUCCCAUCAAUCUCCCGGAGAUCGGGAAAGUCCUUCUACGAACUGCUAUUCACCGAACAAUUAUGAUUUUACUGCGCUUGCCUAUCAAACCACACCGGCGAGUCUGCCGAACAGGGCACAGUCUGCCCAGGUGAAUUUCUCGAUUCGUCAGCACUGGAACAACUCGCAAAUGCUUCAACACGAGGUCAUCGGCCAAAUCUAUCAAUCGGGAAAAAUUUAUCAUCCUCGAGAACCAUUGCUUAUCGACUCGAUUACCACUGCAUUCAGAAGGGAUUUCUUGGCAAGUGAACAUUGCGAUGAUAACGGAAGACAUCAUUCCGAGAUCAUCAGCACUGCAUACAAACAUUCGUCCCUCCUUCAACCAAUCUUAUCUCCAGUCGAUGGUCUAUCCCGAGAUCCAUCUCACGAAGAGUUCUCCGGAACAUUCGAAAAAACACAGCUGAAUGAGUAUAACAAUGACGAGUUACAGCGCUCCUUACUCAGGACAUUCUCGCAUUCGUACAUCAUGGGCAUGUUUCUCGAGGACCUCAUUGAGCUGAGGGAAUUCGUCAUGGGCACACAAGGUGACGGAAAUCCUCGGCGGAAGAAGUUUCAUACCACUUUCUGGUUACCCCUGAAAGCGCGUCUCGGCUGUCGGAUCCAACGCCACUCAGCAAAUGAUCCCAGAUUGUCGACUGAUCAAAGCCCCGAGGAAGAAAUGUCGAUGCGAGAAGCGCUUGAAACACUGAAGGGCAAGCAAUAUGUACCAAUCAAGAUGCCUCUAUUCGAACGCGUCCUUCUGAUUGAAAAGCUGCUAAGGAGCCCCGACAGUAUCUGUGCAUUCAAAGUGGCAUGUGCGGUCACCACGCUUGCGGUACUGUAUUGGUGCGACUCAACGCGCGAAUUCGCGCAGAAAUACAACCUCAACACGGCCGUAAUCACCCUAGUCGUCUCCAUCACUCCUACCUUAGGGCAGAGUUGGUUGAGCUUCACGCUGCAGAUCAGUGGACAAGGAAUGGGUUUGCUAUAUGGAAUGAUCGCGUUAGAAGUCUUCAAAAACGUCGGAGGUUACAAGUACAAUCCGUAUGGGAUAAUCGCCGCGAUGGCUCUGUUUGCAGUACCGAUGAAUUUUGUACUCUACACGAAUCCGAAGCUUUUUGUCAUGUCCCUUUUGGCAAUGAAUUCUGCCGGAACCCUAGUUUAUCCGAUCUAUCUAAACCAGAGUAUCCCGUAUGAUUCGCCUCCUUACCGGAUGGGUAAAAGUCUCACUUCGCUGGCAAUUGCCAUCGGCAUCGUAACCUUCCUCCAGCUCUUUGUCUUGAGGAAUCCGGCUCGAAGGACGCUGCGGAAGGCGAUGGCUAAGGUGAUGAAGGCCAACACAGCAUAUACAGUCAUCUUACAGGCUUAUGUUUCGUCAACCAUACCAAUUGAUCCUAGUCAUCGACCAUCGGCGAAAGCGAUCCAGAGAGUUGCCAAAGAUUUGACGAAGCGAGAAGCUCGUAUUCAAGCCGACAUCACCGCGCUGAUGCCUUUGAUGAAAUUUGCAAGUGUCGAGCCGGCCUUUGGCAAGCCUUUUCAUGCAGCCGAGUAUCUGAAAAUCGCCAGAGCCAACCAAUUGAUUUUGGAUCGAAAUCGUGAUGCUCGCAUUGCGAUCGGAACAAGACCUUUGCCCACGAGAAUCAUGACCGAGUUUGUCGAAAAGCUGGCACCCUACCGACGUCCAACACUGUCCCGGAUCAAGACUUCGUUGUAUCUCUGUACAUCCACUCUCCAAUCGAAGUUUCCUUUACCCGAGAUUUACAAUGUCGCUGGUAACCAGGAAUUCGGCCAGGAAAUCAUACACGAUGCAUUGGUUUUGGCUUGUCGAUUGGCAAGCUCACCGGAAGGCUUACAGCUAGUCAAAAGCAAAGAACUGACACGGUAUUGGCUUUAUCUAUCUAGUAUUAAUAGUGGGUUUGCGCAACUCGAGUGCAUUCAAGAAUCCGCAAAGAAGAUCUUCGGGAGGCUCGAGGAUGAGACAUUCAAUUACUAUCAAGAAGUUUCUUAG
Molecule: messenger RNA, 3225 nt
Organism: Puccinia triticina
Lineage: Eukaryota; Fungi; Basidiomycota; Pucciniomycetes; Pucciniales; Pucciniaceae
Exons: 13
Coding region: 1-3225 (1074 amino acids)
Source: RefSeq, a predicted model, not a curated record